Vitis vinifera (wine grape) is the source of this 1017-nucleotide messenger RNA. Its product is annotated as glycine-rich cell wall structural protein-like. Lineage: Eukaryota; Viridiplantae; Streptophyta; Magnoliopsida; Vitales; Vitaceae. The transcript has 4 exons. The record is from RefSeq and is a predicted model, not a curated record. Bases 1 to 1017 code for a protein of 338 amino acids.
AUGAUGAGAAGCCCACCUCCUUGUGUUACGACCUCGACAUCAAUUUGCCGUGUGGCUGAUCUAAUUUUGGAGAAGAGCUUGCUCUCCAAUGGCCUUUUGGGUGGUGGUGGUGGGCAGUCUAUGUCAUCUCCAGGUGAUAUAGGUGGGGGGAAUGGGACUGGCACUCCAACUGGUGGAGGUGGCAAAGGAACCGGGCAUCUAAAAUUGUUGCAUGGUGGACAUACCGCUCUCAGACAUGGCCGGCGUAUUAUACAUGAGGGUAAUACUGGUUCUGGUGGUGGCACUGGUGGCAGCGGUGGCAAUGCUAUUGCAGCAUCAUUCUUAACAGCUGAACACAGCCAAAAUGAGGAGCCACCCAAAAACAUGGAGAUUCAAAGCCACAUCGUCAAGGUCAACUAUGGAGUGAUAAAUAGGUUUUCGGUUGACCUGCCAAAUUCAAGCGGCGGGGCUGGAACUGGGGUUGGUGGAGGUGGUCGAGUUUCCUUAGGCGGAGGAGCUGGAACGGGAGAUGGUGGUGGUGGGGUUUCUUUGGGUGGGGGUGCUGGAACUGGUGCCGGUGGUGGAGUUUCCUUAGGUGGAGGAGCUGGAACGGGAGUUGGUGGUGGUGGGGUUUCUUUGGGUGGAGGAGCUGGAACUGGAGCUGGUGGUGGUGGGGUUUGUUUGGGAGGUGGUGCUGGAACUGGAGCAGGUGGUGGAGUUUCCUUGGGUGGAGGAGCUGGAACUGGAGCUGGUGGUGGUGGGGUUUGUUUGGGAGGUGGUGCUGGAACUGGAGCAGGUGGUGGAGUUUCCUUGGGUGGAGGAGCUGGAACUGGAGCUGGAGGUGGUGGAGUUUCCUUGGGUGGAGGAGCUGGAACUGGAGCUGGAGGUGGAGUUCCCUUGGGUGGAGGAGCUGGAACUGGAACUGGUGGUGGAGGAGGAGGAGUUACUUUAGGGGGAGGAGGUGGUGGUGGUGGCGGUGGGCAUGGCUUACCAAUACAAGGUGGACAAAUCCCCUUGACACAAGGUGGACACACCUGA